This is a messenger RNA of Rattus norvegicus (Norway rat), 1606 nucleotides long. The record is from RefSeq and is a predicted model, not a curated record. Lineage: Eukaryota; Metazoa; Chordata; Mammalia; Rodentia; Muridae.
UGAAUACACGACUAUUGACACUGGACAAAUGGAAAACACCACCGCUUUCCUCGCCUGGAAAAUGGAAGGGGCGUUAUCAUCUUGCUCCUAAAAUUACUCUGAGAAUCUAUUUUAAAACUCAGCACCCUUCAGCCUUUCUUUGCCGGACUAUCUUGAAACGUCAUGCAUGCCUGCUGUCACGUAUUUGGGGAAGCAAAGUGCUGAAGCAUGUUUUCUUUGUUGACCCGAGUACUUCAGAAGCUGGGUAAAUUCAGUGCCAAUUUUCGGAACCGAAUCAGCCAAUUUAGUUCCUCUGCUUUUAUUGUUCCUUUUCUUCAAUGUACUUAGCCUGGAAUUAGACAUUGGUGAGCACAUUAAAUUACCUGGCUCCGCUCCUACAACACUGCCUGGAACAGAAUAGACAUUAAAUAAACAUGUGGACCCACUGAUUACAUGAGAAAGGACUGAAGCAGUUAGCUCCAUCCCAGGGCUUCCUUGAGCCACACUUUGCUGUGAAAGAUCAUCCCAGUCUCCUUGAAGUGGAACAAGAACGCUAUCCUGAGGUGAAGAACCCCUCCACUUGAUCCUAGUCCCUGUUCGGCUCCAACACGGGUGAUUAGAGUCUGGGAAAAGAACUGCUUUCUUCACGUAAGCUACUAAAUUGCAAUGUCCGCCAAAAGGCAUAAAGCAGUUACUGGCGCUGAGCAGGAGGAAGUGGAGCAGCUAGCUGCAGACCCUAGGGCGGAGCCUCGGCUGAAGCUCGCGUCUGCAGCUUAAGGCAAACCAUCCACCCCCGCCCGUUAGAGGGUGCUGUGCUGAGAUCCCUACUGACUGACUCUAUGGUCGCUGUCUCCCACGGCUCGGAGGAAGUGCACUCAGGCACCGCCUAUAAACUUCCGUUGCUGCUCUAGCCUCUCUCUUUCUGAGCUGGUAGCGCUCCUGCAAACAUGGUGAACGUUCCUAAGACCCGCCGGACAUUCUGCAAGAAAUGUGGGAAGCACCAACCCCACAAGGUGACGCAGUACAAGAAGGGCAAGGAUUCUUUGUAUGCCCAGGGAAAGCGGCGUUAUGACAGGAAACAGAGUGGCUACGGCGGGCAGACUAAGCCCAUUUUCCGCAAAAAGGCUAAAACUACAAAGAAGAUUGUGCUGAGACUGGAGUGCGUUGAGCCCAACUGCAGAUCUAAGAGGAUGCUGGCUAUUAAGAGAUGCAAGCAUUUUGAACUAGGAGGUGACAAGAAGAGAAAGGUACCACAAAACUUUGCAGAGUUAACUGUUUCAGGUCUCAGUGUACCAUAGGUACACUGCUUAGUUAUACAGCUUAGUUACAAAUCCCAUACCUGAAAUAUUUGGGACCAAAAGGAUUUUUUUUUUAUAUUUUGUGAAUCUGGCAAAUGCUUUUAGUUGACAAAUGCAAAAUUUUGAACACCAAUAUAUCUAAAAGAAAUGGCUGUUAAGAUUUUUCAGUGUUUAGAUUUGGCUGUGGCUAGGCUUAAACCCAGAGCCAUGGAUUAUUUAAAAGUUACAAAACACAACAGUUUGUUUUUCUGUUUUGUUUACAGGGCCAAGUGAUCCAGUUCUAAGCUGAUUUUGUUAUGAAGACAAUAAAAUCUUGACCUUUCACCCCC